Messenger RNA from Salvelinus fontinalis (brook trout), 4413 nucleotides. It is a transcript of the gene ccdc181, whose product is annotated as coiled-coil domain containing 181. Gene Ontology annotation, molecular function: microtubule binding. The transcript is spliced from 5 exons. Lineage: Eukaryota; Metazoa; Chordata; Actinopteri; Salmoniformes; Salmonidae. The coding region runs from base 1296 to 2912 and encodes 538 amino acids. The record is from RefSeq and is a predicted model, not a curated record.
CCACAAGCCAGUGCUUUUCUGUAGGCGUGUCGUUAUUAUCCAGAACGUGAUAAGAUACCCCUUUCUUCUCUGCUUAUCCGCUCUUUGGCAAGAUAGUCCUUGAAAAUAAUAAUUGUCACAUAUUAUUAUUCACAUAUUAUUAAAGCAUGACGUAAAAUAUGCCACGUAAGUCUUCAUUUAUUUAUGUCACUAUUUCAAACAACACAAGGACAAGUCGUGCACUUAAUUCCUUAUAAUAACAUGUUCAUAAUACCAUUUUAGAGCACAUAUUUAGAAUGUAGCGUACACUAGUCUAUAAAAUUCUUCCCAGUACUCAUGACUGCCAGUUUGAUAGAUUGAUAGAUGUGUCUGUGUGCAGUGAGAUGAAGAAGUGUGUGUUUGCGCGAGUGUGAGAGACUGUUUUACGCAUGUGCGUGUUGUAGGUCUCUAUGACAACAGGACUAUUAAACCCUUUAGUAGAGCAGGGGAGAGGGACACGCACAGGAGAUUAUCUGGACAGGUGCUCCGGCCGGCUCUAUCACGAAAAUGUAGGCCAUUAAAACGAAUAACGAGUUCCCAUAUAAGAGGAUAUAAUACAUAUUAUUUUAUUUUUAUUUGGAGUAAAAAGGAGACGCACAAGUAUCUGGUAGUGGUGAGUUUAUUUCGAUGUUUGGGUAACGGUACUUCUAAUUAUUUCAGACUUGUGCCUUAUAAUAAAGUGUGUAGGUUAUUGUUUGUGGAAAUAGUAGCCUAUUCUAAUGUUACAUCAUCGUGUUAGGCAUCUAUGUUUCCUCUUGUAUUGGAGCCUAGAAACCAGGCUAUGUCUGUGUCUGUCACAUCAUGCUGUCCUGUUGUAUCAGUAAGAUUCUACAAGCUGCAAUAAAUCUGCCAGUAACUCCAAUAACAGUUAAGACAAGUUAGCCUAUUUCACAAUACGAUCCCAUAAUAAAAGUAAUGCAAACAACUGCACCUGUCACAGGUUGAAGUGUUUAUCCUGCGCUAUGCGUCAUUUGGCCAUGGGAGGGCCACGGAGUCGUGAAUACAGGUCCACUAUAAUAUUGCGUGACUGAUGAUCUGUGAGUGUUCAGAAUUUGUAUGCUUGUGAUGUGUGCGUAAACAGUCGGGAAUUCUAUUCUAUUUUAGUUUUAUGAGUGAUUGUCAAUGCGCAAACUUCCCUGAACUGGUGUGAAUUUAAAUACAAUGGACUUAUGUAUACCCUUGGAAGUAUAAUGUUGGGGCUAUCAUCACAAAUGGCCCUGCAUAUACAAUGCUCCGGUUGAUCUUGUAUUGUUCUUCAUGCUAUUCCUUUGGAGAAGAUGAGUCUGGUGCCAACGAGCACUAGGACCCAGGAGGAGUAUGAGGACGACUUUGAGAAGGACCUGGAUUGGCUGAUCAGUGAGGAGGGGACGAACGAUGGCCAGGAACCUGACUACGAGGACAUCGAGGCCGAAAUAGACAAGGAGCUGAAGGAGGAGGGGAAGGAGGAAGAGAAGAAGCGAGGGAGGGAGGAGGACAAGAAAAGCCUGAAGGAGGAGAAGUGGGCGAGCGAGUCAGAGAAGGCGGAGGAGGAGGAGAGGUGGCCCUCGCCUAUGGAACCUUUGGAGUUCGACUCCGACCGAGACAGUCCACAUAAGGGUGGAUCCCCAGUAGCACCGCCCCCUCCGGUGCUGGAAGACCAACCGGAAGAGGAGAAGAAGUACAUCCUGGAGAAGAUCCAGUUAGCCAAUCGGCAGCUGCAGGACCAGGAAGCGCCGGACUUGACUCGGCGCCGACGCCUUCACUUCAAAGAAACGCUGGUGGAUUUGGUGGUGGCGCCGCUGGAGUACGAGAAAGACAGCAGCACCCCCCAAAAGACGGGGGUGGUAGAGCAGGUGAGCAGCACGGCCAGCGGCAAGGAAAUGUUGGUAGAGAGUGAGGUGUCAGGGAAGCUCUCUGAGCUGAAGAUCACCCCAUGGGAAGGGGAAGGAGGAGGGCAGGGGAUCAAGGAUGGGGGUCGUGGUGGAGGUGGAGAGGCUGGCCAGAGUGGACCGGGGAAAGAGGGAAAAGUCCUGGUGGAGAAAGAUGGCAAGUUUGACCUUGUUAGCCUGAAGGAGGUAGAGAGCCGCGGCCUGAUGCUGCCACCUUUAGCGAGCUUCCCCAGCGACAACACACGCUCGUCCUCCCGUCCAAGUGACCUGAGCCCGAAUAAGACCCCCACAUCCUCCCCGCUGCGUCCCAUCUCUAGCACUAUGUCCAUAGGGUUCGAGCACCACCGCGCCCCCAGACCUCCGGCCCAGCCCAGGAACCGGCCCAACUCGGCCAGUCACAGCCAGAGGGGCAGCGGGGGGAGGGGCACCAAGCGCAGGGUGCAGUCGGCCAACAGUACCCCUACCCAGCAGGCCACCUUCACUCUCUCGCCCCAACAGAAGGAGCUACUGAACAAAAUACAGGAGAGGAGAGAGAGGCUCGCCAGAGAGGAGGAGCAGAGGAAGAGGGAGGAGGAUGAGCAGAAGCGUCAGGAGAACGAGCUGGCGUUCCGGGCAUGGCUGGUGAGGAAGAGGGAGCAGUUGCAGGAGGAGAAGAGGAUCUACAGAGCCCAGGAGAUGGAGAGAAGUAAUGGCAGGAGGGAGCACAGUGACCCAGACGAGGCCUUUAAGUCGUGGCUGCAGAGGAAACACGAACAACAGCAGAGAGACAGACAGCUGGAGGAGAUGAAGAGGCUGGAGGAGGAGAGUGGAUUCUACCUGCACAACCGAGAAGAGUGUGAACGAGCCUUCAAACUGUGGCUGAAGAGGAAGCGGGCAGAGAAGCGGGCGGAGCAGCAGGCGGCCAGAGAGCGUUCCCGCAGGCUGGUGUUUGAGGAGCGGCGCGCCCGGCGCAUGCAGGACCUCCUGUGCACCGUCAACGAGACCAAGCCUUUCCGCUUCACUGAGCACCUGGCGUACCGCUUCUGAACCCACCAUUCGCAACAUCAUACCUCGAGAGGAAAUAAUCGAGAUCUGGGCAAAGCUAAGGGUACGGGUACACAGAGACACAUGAACACGGAUGAAAUUGUAUACGACUUAGUUGUCAAUAUUUGCUCUAUAAAAGUACAACUAAUCUUCACUUUUUCACAAGGAUUUCACAAGGAAAAAAUACUUUUUUGGGGGGACAAUCAGCUCCGUUGUCAUUCAUCCUGCAUUGGAUGACUCCCAUUGAAAAAGCAUCGUCUCCACCCGAAAAAACGAAAUCUCAGUGUGGGCGAGGCCUGAGGGAGAGGGGAAUCACCAAAGAAAUCUAGGCUCUGUUCCAGUAUCAACUAGCAUACAACUUUAAAUGAGGCAUUUUUACUGAAAGUGAAUCUUUAGAUGGGAUCAGCACUGUUGAGAGAAGGGUUUUAUUCUCUACCUUUUCAUUUGUCACAGAUGAUCCGUUUAGGACCUCCGAAGUUCUGUUUUCUUCCACGUUACUUCAUAAAACAUGCACAACUCCUAAGGGUCCCGAAUUGAUCAGCCGUCGGGGAUCUAUCCUGUGCUCACUGUGUACAGUACAUAAAGAGAUUAUUUCAUCAAAUGAAUGAUUAUAACCAAGGUGACUGGUUCAAUAGCUGUGUGACAACAAAUAUUUAUACAGAAUGUGAUUAUAGGCCUACUGGCACUUGUUUUCUACAUAGUCAACAGCCUCCUCUCUGUUGCUGAUGCACUUUAACCUAGCCUACUAGAAAACAUUGAGCUCACCAAUGCCUGCAGUGCUAGUAGGUAGUCUGGGUGUGGGAAGCCAUAUUGCCAGUUACCAUAAUGCCUUUAUAAAUCGUUUGUCACUGAGUGUUUUUAGGUUUAUCCUUAAAUCUAUCUUAAGUUAGGUCCUUUGUAGUAGUGGCAUCUACACUGACCACAUUAUCUUCCGUCAGAGGGCGUCAUUCUAAGGCUUCAUUCAAGAUGUUUGAGAGUGGGGGUGCUGCAAAGUUUUUUUUUGUGUGCCUGCGCUACAGACGGCUGUAUCGGUCCGCUAAUACAGGACUAGUAAAAGGCCCAGUGCACUACUUUUGUGAGAUUUUUCUCUUCUUCUUCUAAACAAAUGUAAAAUAAUUUAUUAAUAUUGCAUUUUUUCCCGAUUCCUCAGUGGGUGCUGCAGCACCCUCAGCACCCCUACUUCCCGCGGCUAUCUGAUUUGAGACAAUGCACUGACUAUAGAUGCUAAGAGAUUUAAAAGGAAAGAUGGUUUGAUACUGUAUAUAUCAUUUGUAAUGAGAAAAAUCGGAGUUGGAACAGUCAGUACUAUAAAUAAUUCACCUCUAUGUUUAUCUUGAUAUUUAAGAUCCAUUUCGUUAUAGUCGUAUUCAUGUAUAGAUUUUCAAAUACAUUUUUGUAAAACCACUUCAUGAAAUGUUGGUUACAACUGAACCAAUAGACAAUGUGUUCCCAAAUGUUAAACAAUGUACACAUUCCCAAAUAAUAAAGGACACGGUUUAAGUUA